UCCUUUGAUAUUAUAUAGGAAGGGGAGAGAGAAUGGAUGAGAUUAAUCACUUUAUGCAUCAAAAACAUUCAUUGAAGUUUAUCGAAAACUUAGAGGUGAUUGUCAGAAUUGGUGAUGAUAACAAUGAUAAGAAAGGCAUCGUCCAUUGUCAUGGAUGUCAAGAACCCAUAUCGGAUGGCUCUGCGUAUGGUUGUAUCUCAUGUCAGUACUUUCUGCAUAAGAAAUGUGGAGAACUAAGACGUGUUAUCAAUCACCAUAUCCAUCCGUUGCACCCUCUUAUGCUUGUCGACCAUGGUGAUCUAGAAUGGACUUGUGACGUGUGUCGUAAGGAAAGCCUAGUAGGAGGUUUCAGCUACUACUGUAUGCAGUGUAACUUUGAUGCAUGUACAAACUGUGGUGUUGCUAUUCCAUGCAAGGAGGAAGARYUGAUCAGGUUUCAACAUGAAGGUCAUCCACAACAUACUUUAACCCUCCAGUCGAGACCUGCGUCUUUCCUCUGUGACGCUUGUCAUUCUAAGGAUGAAGACUUACUUUAUCUAUGUGAAGAUUGUGAUUUCUGGAUCCACAAGACUUGUACUUCCUUGGCGCCUACUAUCAAUCUACCCUAUCACCAUAAACAUCCUCUCGUUCUCGUCUAUUCACUUCCAGACAAUUUCUAUAGAUUUGAAUAUUUUUGUGAGUUUUGUAACACAUACAUCCUACGAAAUGGUUGGUUGUAUCAUUGUGCAAAUUGUAGAUAUUUUGCCCACAUUAAGUGUGCCUUUAAUGCAGAGCAAUCAUCUAUUCCAAGUGAUCCUCUAGGUACAUCUGUUGCUGAAGAACACGUAAAUGAUGUUCUGCAAUUUCCCAUGUCAUUUGCAUUCACAGAUCCACUAAAAUUACUUCAUUUGGAAAAAUUAUCUCCAGAUGAUGAUGGUGAAGCAGAGAUUAACCAUUGGAGUCAUGAUCAUCCAUUGAUCCUUAACGUUGAACCCCGAGGUAACAACAUAACCAACAUUGGUUGUAGUGAUCCAAUAGAGGUAUGUCAUGGGUGUGUACGACCCCUCUCCCUUCCAUACUACAGUUGCAAAAAUGGAUGUUUAUUUACUCUCCAUAAAUAUUGUGCUAAGUUACCACUCACAUUAGAACAUCAACUUCACCCGGAUCAUUCACUAAACCUGGUCGACACCUAUAAAGAUGUGAACUACUAUACAUGCAAUGGUUGUUUUUGCAACGGCAACAGAUUUGUUUACACGUGUGAAACUUGCAGGUUCUGUCUAGAUGUAAAUUGUGCAUUUUUACCUAACACAAUCAAACAUAUAUCUGACAAACAUCCUCUUAUCCAAGUUAUUGAUCCCAUCACUCGUUGUAAGGCAUGUUACAAAUUGUUUGAUGGUAUAAGCUUUGCUUGCAAGUCUUGUAAGUUCCGAUUAGACGUGUUUUGUGCUCUAUGGUCUCCACGUUUCCUUACUCAUAGGUAUUGCAAAGGACAUGAAAUCCCAUUGACAUAUCCCCCAGUCGAAGAUCAUCCUGAAGAUUUUUAUUGUGAUAUUUGCGAGGAGGAAAUGCACCCCAAGCGCCCACAAUAUCACUGUCACAAAUGCAAAAAUUCCUUUCACCUUAAGUGCAUUAAUCGAAUCGACUGUUAUGCAAAUGUCAAGGAGGAGGGCACUAUCAAUGUUUCUUAUCACAAACACCCAUUAACAUUUGUUCGAAGAGAGAGAACGUCCAUAUAUGUGUGUUUUGGCUGUAAUCUGGAUAUUAACGGUCAUUUGAUUCUUGAGUGUCGGACUGGAACAUGUCCCUUUAGAAUAUGUCAACGAUGUCAUUUAAAAGAACCCAAAUAAAUCUCAUUUGUCCCAUGCCACAUUAUUGUAGCGUAUAU
This is a messenger RNA of Cynara cardunculus var. scolymus (artichoke), 1864 nucleotides long. RefSeq lists its product as uncharacterized. The record is from RefSeq and is a predicted model, not a curated record. The transcript has 2 exons. The coding region runs from base 33 to 1826 and encodes 597 amino acids. Lineage: Eukaryota; Viridiplantae; Streptophyta; Magnoliopsida; Asterales; Asteraceae.